Lindgomyces ingoldianus is the source of this 3311-nucleotide messenger RNA. RefSeq lists its product as uncharacterized. The record is from RefSeq and is a predicted model, not a curated record. Bases 289 to 2976 code for a protein of 895 amino acids. Lineage: Eukaryota; Fungi; Ascomycota; Dothideomycetes; Pleosporales; Lindgomycetaceae. The transcript is spliced from 4 exons.
ACAUGGAGUACAAGUACAAUACCCAGCUCAGGUGUCUACUAGAACUUGUGGCGCCUCCACACCUGUAGUGUGGCUGCUCGUUCGAGUCCAACUGUUCAGGAUGAAUGCCCUGACAGGUCAUUCAUUCAUGCAACUUUUCGCACAUACAAGGUCAGGUUAUUCUCUUCUAGGAGAAUGGGCUGCUUCCCAUUAUUCGGCUCUUCUUCCAGUUGUUGCGGCCAUUACAUCUCGCAGUGAUUGCGUCCCUGGCUCCUCAUUACAGACCUAAUCUCACCGAAUCCUUUGAAUAUGUACCUCCCCUUCAACCUGAACGAUACACUUGCAACUGGAUGGGUGCCUGAACCCCAUACACGCGGUACAUGGAGCAUUCUUUCCUCAUGUCUGGUUACUAUUAGUCUUUGUGUAUGGGCUGCUGUACAUCUCAAUGUACCUAGAUAUGGCGAAAGUCGCUGGAGGCCGUGGUUUCGAAGGUUCUAUUGGCUGCUUAUUGGGCUUUUCGCGCCCGAGAUUGUUGCAUACACCGCAUGGCGUCAACGAACAUUUGCUUUGGUUCUAACGAGAGAUAUGCGACAAAAGCUCAACGAAACUCCAUACAUCCGGACGUAUGCCCGUAUUCUUUCCUUCAUAAGUACAUAUAGCCAAAGACUCCUGGAAAGUCUUCCCUCCUUCCCGCGCAUGAAAACCCUUAUGAGGAAAUUUCACUUCAUGCGUAGAGCGCAACCAGAAUCUAAGGAGGAUGACCAAAUACUGAAGCGGAUGAGUGAGCUGCGUAGAAGGCAAGCAUGGUCGAAAGGGCACAGGCCCCGGAAGUAUGAGUGGACUCAUGUCCACAGCCACUACGCCCAAAUGGGAGGGUUCGCGUUUGACCUAACCAGAUACGCUCACCAUUUUGCACCAGGUCCUCGAGUCUCCCAGCGUAUCAAAGAUGAAGAGACCGCAGCUCAUGGUUUCUAUACUCGUAAUCCUGUGACACCGAGCGUCCCGGGCUCAGAAACCGCCGGACCUCUCUUAGCUGAGCGGAGCGACACGAUCGCGGAUACACGUGGACAAGAAAGGCCCGCCAUUUCAGUUCAGACCACCAACCCACGAGCUCAUAUCGACAACAGCCCCGUCUCUUCCCCACCCAGUUCUGCCCCAGCAAAUGACGAUCUCGAUGCUCCGCAAAUCCCGAAACCCCGUUUCUUACCAUCCGUGUCCAAAUAUCUAAAGGCCCUCCUAGCGGACAUGCACUUUGCACAGAGAAAUGAUAGCGCAAAUGUAUCUUCCGUGCAUGAGACAGUGGACUCGCACUUCGAACGUUUAACAAUCACGGAACCCGGCCUAAUAUUGUUGGCGGAGUAUCAGCCGAACGCAAUCCCUGAUCUGUCGAUCGAACAGAUAGAAGAUAAAAGCAAAGCGAAUGGACUAACGAAAGCCUUGGUCUGCCUCCAGGCACUAUGGUUCUGCGUACAAUGUAUCACCAGAAUGUCCUUUGGCCUUUCUAUCAGCUUGCUGGAGUUGAACACAUUUGGUCACUCUGUUUGUGCUCUUCUCAUCGCGUUCCUCUGGUGGCACAAGCCGUUGGAUGUCUCCGAACCGUCCCUCAUUUCAGUAAUCGGCACGGAAAUGGAAGAGCUUUAUGCCUUUAUGUGCAUGGCUUCUAGACUAGAAGGACAGGAGAAGUUCAACCUGUUUAGGUUUUCCCCUAGUGAUUUCCCCUUCAGAUGCCCUGAGCCGUUUUCUUUUGCCAAGGUACCGCCUACAGAUCUUGCUCCUAUUGCUGAUCGAUACUGUGAACUAAGUAAGUCAAUUCUUAACAUAAAGGAACCGAUGGGACAAGAGGAGGAUAGAGGAAGGGAAGCAGGAGUGAGCCAAGCUGUACGUCAUGAAGGUCACCAUACAAGUGAAGUAGAUUCAAGGUUGCGGUCAAAUAAACCUUUAGAGAAGGAUUAUAUGGGAGGAGAGAAUGCUAAACCUCAAGAAAGCCGUGUGUCUGGAGAGUAUUGGAGAUUAGAAUCUGAUGCAAGAGUAGGUGGCCACACAGGAGGAGAGAACUCAGGGGUAGGCAAUCAAGAAGUCGAACAGAGUGCGAGGCCAAAAUUAAACCCGCAAGAAGAAACCGGAGAGCAUAAUGCAGGAUGGGAAGCUCAAAGCAUCACAACAGAAUAUAACCGUGAUUUUGCGAAAAGUUCAAUCAACAACCACGCUCCUCAGCCACUACUAUAUGGUUUUUUCAAGAUCUGGGAGGGAGAGAUGUUGUACGGAUUCAAGCUUCAUAUGAGGAAAAGGCUUGCCCCAGAAAACUUUGGCAUCAAGCAUCAAGAUCGUCCGUACCUACUUUUACGACCGAGAGAUGUUACGCGAUGGAGACUGGCUUCACAGGCAAUCGAGAGACAUGGCUGGUAUACUCUCAACAAUUACAGCGAACGCUUUGUGAAGCUACCCAUGUUUGCCGAGGACUGGCUCGAAUGCGACUUGGUGUCACUUCGAAAAAGCAACCAUGCUCCCGGAUUCAUCGUGCUUGGCAUCAAAAGUAAGGACUGGCUUCUAUACUUUGGAAUGACCGCUGCUUGCGCCAUAUACGGCGGAAUGCACCUCCUCGCUUGGAAUGCCCACUUCCCGAGCAGAACGGAGUCGGUGCUUUGGCGCCUGUCAAGUAUCGCUGUUGCCGGAUACGGGCCUGUCUAUUUACCUCGUAUGCUUUACAUGUCGCUGCAAAUACUUUUAGCCAAGCAGCGCAGGCACAGAGAUCAACGGAUAGCAUGGCACUGGUGGCGGGAUAAGAGUGUGGAUAAUGGGCGCUGGUACAAGAUAGUGGAUGAGACUGCCGCUUGGAUCUACCUUAUCUGGCUCGGCGCAUAUAUCGGAGGUUAUUUCCCGCUUUAUUUCCUUUCCCGGGGAUACUUGGUCGUUGAGUGCUUCACCAAUCUUUUCCAUUUACCGGAUUCGGUUCUCCAGACUCCGAAUUGGAGUCAGUAUUUCCCUCACAUUAGUUGAGACGCUUUUGUUAGAUUCCAUAUCUUCCAUUCAUUCCUAUAUCCAGUCAUACUAUCUUGCUGUCCAACACCAGGUCUCCUCUCCUCUUCCACAAUGCCGCCAUUCAAAUCAUUGUCCGAGUCUCUUGGGUUUUGGCCAUUGGACCCAAGCAAGUAGAGCUCGGCAACAAAGAUGUUCUGUCUACUCUACCCACACAAUCUAAGCAAGGAGCCUGAGCCAAGUCCCUCAUACUGAAAGCCUAUAAAGGCUACGGUGGAAGCUUUGUACCGUGUUUCUGCAAUAUUCAUUGCGUCAUCGCAUAAUAUAGUCUCUGUAACUUGCUACUUGUAGCUAAG